This is a messenger RNA of Cladocopium goreaui, 336 nucleotides long. The record is from the annotation of a GenBank genome assembly. NCBI's taxonomy places the organism in Eukaryota, Dinophyceae, Suessiales, Symbiodiniaceae.
GCUGCGGGAACACGAGCACGAUGACACGGUCUACAUCGUGGCCACCAACAUCGAGAUGGCCUUGCAGAUUCCCGCGGGAGGCUGGUUUGGCCUUACCCAGCUGCGGAAAGGGAUGGAGGUUGCCGUGAACGAGCUUGGCCCGGGCGAGUUGCUGGGGAAGACAUCGGCGCUGGAGCGUUUCCACAAUGGAAAAUGGCAACUGCGCUUUGGCGACGAGGUGACCUUUCUGGCUCCGGAACAGCUGGAUCUCCGGCCAGACCCACAAGCGCAUAAGGAGUUGGCAAAGCAAAGGAAUCGGAAGGUGUCCAUGAAGGAGGAAGAUUUGGCGCAUCAGGC